Molecule: messenger RNA, 2591 nt
Organism: Opisthorchis viverrini
Lineage: Eukaryota; Metazoa; Platyhelminthes; Trematoda; Opisthorchiida; Opisthorchiidae
Exons: 13
Coding region: 11-2137 (708 amino acids)
Source: RefSeq, a predicted model, not a curated record
GAAAGCCUUCAUGUCAGUUGAAUCUCGUUUGUGUGACCUGCCACUGGCGUUUGCUCGAGAUGGCGAAUUGCAUCUAUUCUGUGCACUGUGGAACACUUCUACGUUGGACACACCGCAUCAUGACCCCCGUUGUAAUGUUUGGUCAGAAUCUUCAUCCGCUACUGUUUCGUCGGAGGAUGCAAUGUUGCGCGCCUACAGUUUACCAAUGGAAUCUAUUCUUUUGAGUCUGUCCCCAACAGUUCCACAGACACUGGAAGCACGACAUAGCACUCUGGCUGCAGUCUUUUUGUCCAAUUGGGCUGAAUAUUAUAUCUGGCGUGGAUUUGCUAAUCCAUCUCCUUCUCAGUCUUUACAUGGCGAUUGGUCUGAAUUCUCUAGCCCAAUGGCCAUUUUGCUGCAUUGGCCAUUGACGAUUUACUACGUGCUAGCCCAUAUUUUCCCGAAAACAAAUGAGCAGAUUAUCCAGUCAGUCUUCGAGAAAGGCGUAUUGACCAUACAUGUAGUUGGUGUAGAACAUGAAUUGUCCAUGCUUCCGGUUUUUCUGGAGUUGGCCUACUUGCUGAACCCGGACCUAAGGGUGCGGUUGUUCUUUAUUGGAACAGAUUUCUCUCCAGCCGUAGAUCGCCAUAUCUUUAAUCUAUCUUCUCGUCUAUCGGUCAGCGUUUGUUCCAGCACCUAUCACGAGUUCAUUCGCGACUCUCUGCCACAUCUUGACCGACCUCACCUUGUAAUUGGUUUCAAUUCGGGUUUGGCUGCUUAUAGUACUUGGACACCAACUCUGAAGUUGAUUCAUGCACUCAAUGUCCCUGCCUACUUCACUGACUCAUGUCUGUACAGCUGUGCGUGGGGGUAUCGCGUGGCACAUUGUCUUGGCGUUGGUGUGGACGAAUAUCAUCCUGAAUGUGGUACCGUACUGGAUGAUCUUGAGGGUACCGGCAUCCUCAUUCAAACAACUAGGCAUCUUAGCGGUGAAGAUCUAUCUUUCUCCGCAGCUAUCGGACAGGUGAUCGACCAAUACGCCAAAUUGUUGGGACAGCAGGAAAGGUUUGCUCCAAAAGCUCAAAGAGCACUUCUACCUGGGAUGAGGUUUUCUGAUGUUUAUGAAUUCCUAGCUGCCCUGCUGCUGAACCGCCCUUUACCCUAUCUGAACGAAGCAUCCUCUGGAGUAGUUCUCGAUCUGGUUUUGAGUCUCGCUGAGUUGCUGGAGUUAUUGCAGAAUGGGGAUGUUGGCGCUUUCCCGGAGCUCGCGGUUAUGCGAAAGGCAUUGGAAGUAGCCUCAACUAGAGUAACUGAUUGUACUGGGAUCUUUCUGGCUACAGCAGCUGCUAUUCACCUGGCAGCUUCUCUGAACGCCACCGGAGAAGACUUACUCGAUGACUCGAUGAGCAUCCUCCCACUUGGACCCCUUUUCGUCUUACGUGAAGUUCAGCGCACGACAUCGUUAAAAGCAACGCGUGAACUACAGCGGGUUCUACUACGGAAGUUUUGCGAAAUUUGGGAGCUUCCGGAAAUCGAGGACAACCUGAACUCCUUGUCUGUUUCAACGUCUCCCACAAAUCCGGUAUUUGCUCAAUUGGUAAAGAGCUUAAGCAUGUUCACUCUCAACCCGUUCCUGCUGCCGAGAUCGGUCAUUAAUUCGUUUCAAAGUCUUCUCUGUAAACUGUGCAGACAAACCUAUUCUCGCUCAGUCGAUGUUUCCCAGCUUACUUCACUUUUCAAAUCAGUUUUGUUUUCGGACUUACAAUUACAACCAAAGACUGCGGAUCCGGAAGACGAUGUUCCUACCCCUUCUGUUCCUCCUCAAACUAAGCAGCAAAAGAAAAGGUGCUAUGAGAUGGAUCCUUCUUGUGACGAACCCUCUGUUACGCCAACCAAAAGAGUCCGACGUUCAAGGAGGCGUACAACGUCCACGAACCAGACAGUGGAGGUGACUGGAACAGCUAACGCGGUAGCAUCAGCGCCGACAUUGUCUUCCUCAUCUACGGUAAUGCCUCUCCAAAUACCAAAAACUGGGGAAUUAAGCCAGUUUUUUCGACGAGUGCAGGACGAGAGGGAGAAGCUUGUAAAUCGAAAAACGUACCAAAAGCAUUUCCGUGUUCGAGACACGUUUAAUCGCAAACCCCGAUCACUGAAAUGAACAUACAUUGUAUAGCUUCUGUAUUUUUAUUUCCUCAUUGUAAUAAUAAAAAUCAAACCAACAAAAACCCAUGACCUUGCGCUGUUGGUUGCCGCAACGCCCGGGUCUCACAAUAAAGUGAUAGGAGAGGAGGUAUGGGAGGAAACUAGACAGGCAUGUCCAUUAACGCGAAGCCGUGUGCACAAAAACGAAAAGCCCGGUCUGUGGCAGGGAUCGGCCUUCUUAACCUCACAAACCAUAGGAAUGCGGUAAGCAGACAAACCGUGUGUGCUAUGUACAAAAUGUGUGUGUGCAUCUAACACGGAAGAGACCUUUGACAUCCAAGCAGUGAUGACUACUGCCGUUCUAUUGCUGCAAUUGGUUUGUCAGCAGGAGCUGUUGACCCGAAAUUCACCAAGCGACGACCCACGAGGUACCUGUGCAAAGGGCAGGUUGGGAAUAAUAACAUUUGACU